CUGAGGGAUGGACCGGUUUCCGGAUGGUCCGCCGAUUGGAUCUUCCCCCGUGUCCCCGGUCCGGUUCCGGGGCCGGUGGUGUCGUUAGCGGCGGGAGAGCUGGGUGCCCCCGCACCCCCCCCAGCCAUGCAGUCCCGGCUGCUGCUCCUCCCGGCGGGUGGCGGUGCCGCGGCGGUGGCCGCCCUGCGGAGACUCUCCAACAUCGCGCUGAAGCCGCUAAGUGGAGCCCGGGCCCUGGUCCCGGUCCGAGUCAGGCGCCUGGAGACGGCGGCAGGUGACAUAAUUAGCAUUGGCGAUGUUCAAUUUAAGCUGAAGCAACCAAAAAACCCUGAACUGGUACCCUUGAAACACAUGUUGGAACCCUUACCUCAGGCACUGGCACAGCACCUUCGAUGGAUCAUGCAGAAAGAUCUGUUGGGACAAGAUGUUUUCCUAAUAGGUCCACCUGGUCCUUUACGACGCUCCAUUGCUAUGCAGUAUUUGGAGCUGACCAAACGAGAGGUAGAGUACAUGGCGCUAUCCAGGGAUACAACUGAGACAGACCUUAAACAACGCAGAGAGAUCCGAGCAGGAACAGCCCUUUACCUUGAUCAGUGUGCUGUUCGAGCUGCAACUGAAGGCCGGAUAUUAGUGCUGGAAGGUCUGGAGAAGGCCGAACGGAAUGUCCUACCUGUUUUAAACAACCUGCUAGAAAACAGAGAGAUGCAGCUGGAAGAUGGGCGUUUCCUCAUGUCUGCAGAUCGCUAUGACAAACUGCUCAAGGAGCAUACAAAGGAGGAGCUAGACGCAUGGAAGAUUGUGCGAGUUAGCGAGGAUUUCAGAGUAAUAGCCCUGGGUCUGCCAGUCCCGAAGUAUCCUGGAAACCCUCUAGAUCCUCCACUUCGUUCAAGGUUUCAGGCCAGGGACAUUUAUAGCCUGCCUUUUAAGGAUCAGUUGGCACUCUUAUAUGCUGUUGGACCAAAUGUACCCUCUGAAAGAGUAUCUCAGAUGUUAUCCUUUGCAACAACCCUCUGCUCUCAAGAGUCCACAACUCUUGGUCUUCCUGAGUUCCCUGCAGAUAACUUGGCAGCUCUCAUUAAGAUCAUGGAUGUGAUUCCCAUGCUCUCUGCCCAACAACUGCUUCACAGACUUUAUCCAUAUGAUUUAAUACUUGGGAAGGAAGGUCGAACUGGAGUGGACGAUGUAUUGAAGACGUUUGAGUUACUGGACUCUUCAAGUUCAUUGACCACAAAGACAGUUCUUGGCAUAAAAGAAAUCACUGGACAGGCUUCACAAGCCAUAGCUACUCUUCAAAUUGGUGACAAAGAAGUGGCCUUUCAGAUUCCUGUUGGAACAAAACGAUUAAAGUUUCACAAUGGGUCACCAAACUUCGUCAGAACGUCCAGUCACGACAGACUCCUGGCCGAAAUGAUUCAGUCACACAUGGUAAAGGACCUCUGUCUAAUUGGUGGAAAGGGUUGUGGCAAAACUGUGAUUGCUAAGGAAUUCGCUGACCUGUUGGCUUACAGAAUUGAGCCCAUCACACUAUAUCAGGACAUGACUGCCAGAGAUUUGCUUCAGCAGAGGUACACUCUUCCUAAUGGUGACACUGCUUGGCGACACGCACCACUGGUCACUGCUGCCUUAGAAGGAAAGCUGGUAGUCCUUGAUGGCAUUCAUCGUGUCAACCCUGGAACACUGGCAGUUCUUCAGAGGUAAUUUAAGUUGUUUCACGAUAUUGUUUUGCGUCUACUUGUAUUGCCAAAAUUUAAAGCAAUUUUUUCUACAACUUGUUCCCUAUGUGAUUCCAGGUUGAUUUAUCCCAUCCAUCCAUCCUUCAGGAUCUUAGCCUUGGCCGAGCCUCCUGUUGUGGGCAGUAGCACUCAACAAUGGCUGGGAUCGGAGUUGCUAACAAUGUUCCUGUUUCACAGUAUAAGACCGCUUGCAUUGAAAGAAGAGGCUGAAGUCCUUAGAAAUAUAACUCCGCAUGUCCCAAAAGAGGCUGUUGCACAAUUGUUGCGAUUUACACACAAGCUUCGGCAGGCCAGCGACCCUACAGUGCAGUCUCUGGCCUCAUCUCUUUCUACACGACAGUUACUGCGAAUCUGCAACCGCUUCUCUCACUAUCCCGAAGAGAGUCUGUACCAUGCUGUAAAUAAAGCAUGUCUUUCCAGGUUUUUGCCAAACCUUGCUCGAUCAGCUUUGCAGAAAAAUCUGAAGGAUUCAGGGAUUGAGGCAACAUCUGAUGAUGUGGAGCACCAGAAGGAGGCCGACAUCAGAUGUGAAAUCAAGGCUGGAAUUCUUACAAUUGGGAGGGUUUCUGUUCCAUUGUACAAUCCAGAUGAAAAGAUGAAAGUACCAGAUGUCCUCUUUUAUGAAAACACUCAGCACAUGGAGGUAAUGGAGGAUAUGCUCAAGGACUUCCUGCUCGGUGAGCAUCUUCUGUUGGUUGGAAAUCAGGGUGUGGGCAAAAACAAGAUCGUUGACCAUUUCCUGCAUCUAUUGAAUAGACCCCGGGAAUAUUUACAGCUUCACAGGGACACCACAGUGCAGAGUCUCACUCUCCAACCAUCUGUACAACAGGGGAUUAUCACUUAUGAAGAUUCUCCUCUGGUCAAAGCUGUUAAAUUGGGACACAUCCUGGUCAUUGACGAGGCUGACAAGGCACCAACCAAUGUCACCUGUAUCCUGAAAACAUUAGUGGAAAGUGGUGAAAUGAUCCUCUCUGAUGGAAGGCGUAUUGUUGUUGAUCCCACCAGUGCUGAAGGAAGACCUGAUCUGAUAGUUGUUCAUCCAGAUUUCCGAAUGAUUGUGCUGGCUAACAGGCCAGGCUUUCCUUUCUUGGGUAAUGAUUUCUUUGGUGCGCUGGGUGAUAUUUUUAGCUGCAAUGCAGUUGAUAACCCCAAGCCCCGAUCUGAGCUUGCCAUGCUUCGGCAGUAUGGCCCUGAUGUGCCAGAGUCAAUCCUUCAAAAGCUUGUGUCUGCCUUUGGCGAGUUGAGGAAUAUGGCUGAUCAAGGAAUAAUAACCUACCCUUAUUCAACAAGGGAGGUUGUUAACAUUGUAAAACAUCUCCAGAAAUUCCCCACGGAGGGACUCGCAAAUGUCGUUCGGAAUGUGUUUGAUUUUGAUUCCUACAACGGCGAAAUGCGUGAAAUCCUGAUUAACACCCUGCACAAGCAUGGGAUACCAAUAGGAGCCAAAUCUACUAAUGUGCAGCUGGCCAAGGAGUUGCCUUUGCCAGACUGUAAAUUAACCAGCCACUGGACUUUCAACCAACCAGAAAGCACACGCUGGAAACUUCCUAUAAAGACUCAGCAGACAGAUGUCAAGGGUCCGGUGUACCUGAAGGUCCAGGGAUAUCCAUUAGAACGGCAUGAGUCAAGGGGCUUCAGCUUCACCGAGCACCAAGCCCAUUGGAGAAUUCCCCUGCAUGAAGUUAAUAUUGUUUGUGAUGUUGCCACAGUCAAAGGUGAAGCCAAAGACUCAAUUUUUAUAGCAACCUGCAAUCCGGUCUCUCUGUACUCGAUGACCACACCUGGCAACGCCAUACAAUGCAUGGAUCUGUAUGACAUCUUCCCCCGGAAUUCUGGUGGCUUCUGGCAACCUUUUGUGACAGUGGCUCCAUUGGGUCAACCUCUACAUGACCAGGUUGUGCUUCAUGAGGAGCAGAGUAACGUGAUCCUGCUAUUGAAUUUGACCAAUGGUGCAGUCAGUCGUAUCAUCUCUGGAGAAGAACAGCAAGCCCCCAAGAAAGCGUACUGGUGGGCGAAUAGAGAUGACAGGAACAUUUACAAAAUGUGCAGAGAAUUUUCACACAAAAAUUGGCUGGUGUUCUACAAGAAACAAGGGACUUCCUUGGAUGUGUUAGAUGUUCUCGAGGCCCGUAGCCACUCUAUAACUCUGCCAAUUGAAGUUAACUCUGUUCAUUUAGUGGCUGAAGACAGGUGGUUGUUGGUGGAAAGUAAGACAAACAAAAAGUUCCUCCUGACGAAGCCAAUGAGUGUUGGAUCUGACUUGUCUGGAGCUUGUCAGCUGCAUAUGAUCCAUGAGGAGCCAGUCAGCACGGGAUUCGGGAACACAGCGGCCCUGGAGCUUUCAAGCCCUGAUAUGGUGUCAAAGGAAGAAUUACCCUCAGAAAACCUGAGUGUAGCACUUGGCCAGAAGAUUGUGUCUCCAAAUCGGAUCCUGUCUGAUGAAAACAGCUAUGCAACAAUUGUUGUCGGGUUUCCAGAUCUAAUGUCUCCCAGUGAGGUGUACACAUGGAAACGAAAGGCUUCAUUGGACAGUGCUGGUGCUGUCUCCCCAAAGAGUAGGUUCUUCAGAGGGAGCUCUGAGUCUGCGAGUGUGAAACAAUCCAACUGCAUCACCCUGGCAGGAGCCAACCAGGUGAUUCGAGCUGUUGCUGCUGAAGACGUUCCAAUAAGUGAAAUCUACCCAAAAGAUGUGAAGCCUCCAAACACAGCAGGAUUCUUGGAAGUGACAGAUCUGAACUCCAAAAGGAUUAAAUAUAUUCCCAUUCCAAGUGCACUUAUCAUCUCUCCAUACACACAGUGGCUAUCUAAAAUCUCAGGCACAGAUGUCCUGAUCGCACCUAUUGGAACGGGUGGAGUGGUGACAGUGGACAUGGGAGGGCAUGUGCGUCUGUGGGAAACUGGAUUUGAUCACUUACAGCGCUCCCUGCUGGAGUGGAGGACCAUGAUUGGACAGGAGGAUGGACGCCCCCUACAGAUUACAGUAGAGAGGGACAGUGGAUUGGAUGUGACUGCCCCUAAACAUGGAAGAAUUGAUGUGGAUAACACCCCGCAUGUUGGGGGCAAUACAUGGGCAGGAGGAACUGGUGGAAGAGACACUGCUGGACUAGGUGGGAAAGGUGGUCCCUAUCGUUUGGAUGCAGGGCACAAAGUGUACCAAGUGUCACAGGCUGAAAAGGACGCAGUGCCAGAAGAAGUGAAAAGAGCUGCAAGAGCGAUGGCUGAGAAAGCCUUCAAGGAAAGGUUAAAGGAAAUUCAUAUGAGUGAAUAUGAUGCUGCAACAUAUGAGAGGUUUUCAGGCGCCAUACGCCGACAAGUCCAAUCAAUACGAGUCAUUCUCGACAGCCUACAGGCUAAGGGCAAAGAGAGGCAAUGGCUGCGGCACCAGUCAAUUGGAGAACUCGAUGACACCAAAAUAAUCGAUGGCUUGACAGGAGAGAAGGCGAUUUAUAAACGUAGAGGGGAGUUGGAACCCGAGCUCGGCAGUCCCCAGCAAAAGCCCAAGCGUCUCCGGCUUUUGGUGGAUGUCUCUGGGAGUAUGUACCGCUUCAACGGACUGGACGGCAGGCUGGAGCGCUCCAUGGAGGCUGUCUGUAUGGUUUUAGAAGCCUUUGAGAAUUACGAGCAUAAGUUUAAGUAUGACAUUGUUGGUCACUCAGGAGAUGGAUUCAACAUUGAGCUAGUCAGGAGCAACAAACUUCCAAGAAACAACAAGGAGAGGCUUCAGAUUAUGAAGACAAUGCACGCCCAUUCCCAAUUUUGUAUGAGUGGAGACCAUACUCUUGAAGGAACAGAGCACGCAAUCCAAGAGGUUGCCAAGGAAGAGGCAGAUGAACAUUUUGUCAUUGUUCUGAGUGAUGCUAAUCUGGAACGAUAUGGCAUAAGCCCUGCAAGGUUCACCCAAGUCUUAACUUGCAACCCUCAGGUUAAUGCGUUCGCCAUUUUCAUUGGAUCCCUGGGUGACCAAGCAGUAAGGCUGCAACAGAUUCUGCCAGCAGGGAGGUCCUUCGUUGCCAUGGACACAAAACAAAUCCCACAGAUUCUACAACAGAUCUUCACAUCCACUAUGUUGUCGACAGCCUAAGGACUGUCCUGUUGAGAGCAUCGUGCACGCAGGAGAUGGUGGGAAAAGCUACAUGCAAGAUUGAUCUGUUGAAUGCCUACACAAUGACUGCCUUGACCCCACUGUCAGGUUUAGUUGGCAGGAAUCUCGCAAUCCUCUGGACUGCAUUGGGAUAGUGACACCUAUCCUCCACUUUACAUGUGAGUGAGCAUUAGAGGACUCUUAGUCCAAUGUGGGAUGGUGCCUUUUCCUGAAUUUCUUUAUGUCUUCAUAAACAGAUGGUAAAAGAAUACCUGUAUGAUAAGUAGAUUCAUGUAGACAUUACUGCCAACCUGCCAUGACAGUAGAAUCAUACUUUUAAACUGGUGAGUCAAUUCUCCAAUCUCCAGGAGGAAGUGCUGCAAAGAUCCUUAUUUGGAAAGUGAUGCAUUGAAAAGCAAUUUGAAGUGCUUUGAUUUCAGGAGGUCCAGCCCUCUGGCCACAUAGUGGAUAGACAUUCAAGGCACAUGGUGCAAUUAUAUCCCAUUUCCUUCAGUGACCUUUCAGUAUAAACAAGAGCAAGGGAGGAACUCCUGCUCAAAAUAAAACUGGGUGUAGGUACACCAAAGUAAGAGGGGAGCGAGGGAAAGUCACUGAAAGGGACACUGUUUCUUAGCCCAAACUAAGCAGCUCUGAAAUAGGAAUGGUGUUGAAACAAAAGGAUGUCCACGACACUGACUGUGUUUUUCACACUCUUCCUCUGCUUCUACUGUGCUGUGUGACCAAUUACUGCUAGGCUGGCUAGCUCCUGAUCAAUCAUCCCUUCAAACUUACUUUGCUGCCUCUGUCCUUUCAAAUCUUUUAGUUAAUGCUGAGCUGUAAGGAGCUCUGGCUCAAUCUUCCAGAGAGUUGACAAGAUGCUUUUCCCUGCAACAUAUAUACGAAGUUAGAUUUCUGUGUCAGAUCCAACACUUCAACAGGGUCUGAAACGCCCAUCUCUUAAAUUAAUCUGUGAAAGUAUUAAAAUAUAAUUUACACACAAGAUUGCUUGGAAUAUUAGGGAAGUAGAUGUAAAUGAUGCAAUGUUUAAAAAGUGAUUUAUUUUGUAACAUUAUAUAUGCACAGAAUAAAGUUUAAUAUAUUUUAUCACCUCAGAUACAUUCUCGCAAUUAAUUAUUA
Molecule: messenger RNA, 6951 nt
Organism: Chiloscyllium plagiosum (whitespotted bambooshark)
Lineage: Eukaryota; Metazoa; Chordata; Chondrichthyes; Orectolobiformes; Hemiscylliidae
Source: RefSeq, a predicted model, not a curated record